Molecule: messenger RNA, 3464 nt
Organism: Drosophila hydei
Lineage: Eukaryota; Metazoa; Arthropoda; Insecta; Diptera; Drosophilidae
Gene: ValRS
Product: valine--tRNA ligase
Exons: 6
Coding region: 118-3264 (1048 amino acids)
Biological process (GO): valyl-tRNA aminoacylation
Cellular component (GO): cytosol
Molecular function (GO): ATP binding; aminoacyl-tRNA deacylase activity; valine-tRNA ligase activity
Source: RefSeq, a predicted model, not a curated record
AUAUUGGCUGGGAAAAUAAUUGUCUGCGGUGGUCACACCUUUUGCACACGUUUUCAUCUGCAGAUGCAAUUUGUAUGAGAAGUUUUUAAAACUCAGUUAUAAACCUAAACACGCAGCAUGCCAGAACAGGACCAACCAAGUAGCACCGACACACCAGCCGGUGAUGGUGGGCCACCAAAGACGGCCAAACAAUUGGAAAAGGAGGCCAAGAAAGCUGAAAAAUUAGCCAAAUUACAGGCCAAGUUGGAUAAAAAGGCAUCAGCAGCACCAGCGGCGGGUGAAAAGAAAGAAAAACCUGAGAAACGCACCAAAGAAGUCAAAGAAGCAGCAGUUUAUACAGCCAGCACAGCGCCUGGCGAAAAGAAGGAUAUCAGUGGAGCACUUCCUGAUGCGUAUAGUCCACGGUAUGUGGAGGCGCAGUGGUACAGCUGGUGGGAGAAGCAGGGAUUCUUUACACCGGAAUAUGGCCGUGAUUCUAUUGAUGCAGCUAAUCCGAAUGGGAAAUUUAUAAUGGUCAUACCCCCUCCAAAUGUAACGGGUUCCCUUCAUUUGGGUCAUGCGCUGACCAAUGCCAUUGAGGAUGCAAUCACGCGUUAUCAUCGCAUGAAGGGACGCACGACAUUGUGGGUACCGGGUUGUGACCAUGCAGGCAUUGCUACGCAGGUAGUGGUGGAGAAGUUACUUUCGCGAGAGGAAGGUCUGUCGCGACAUGAUCUAGGGCGCGAGAAAUUCAUCGAACGUAUAUGGAACUGGAGACGUGAGAAGGGUGGUCGAAUCUAUGAUCAACUGAAGGCCUUAGGUUCUUCUUACGAUUGGACGCGUGUGAACUUUACCAUGGAUCCGAAACUGUGUCGCGCCGUUACGGAGGCUUUUGUGCGUCUGCAUGAACAGGGAGCUGUUUAUCGCAGUUCACGCUUGGUGAAUUGGUCGUGCUCACUGCGCUCCGCCAUCUCAGAUAUUGAAGUGGAUAAGGUGGAACUGUCCGGACGCACAUUCCUAAGCAUACCCGGCUACGAGGACAAGGUUGAAUUCGGUGUGCUCAUUAAGUUCGCUUACAAGGUAGAGGGUAGCGACGAGGAGAUCAUUGUGGCCACCACUCGCAUUGAGACCAUGCUGGGUGAUACGGCUGUAGCUGUACAUCCACAAGACGAACGCUACAAGCAUCUGAUUGGCAAGCAUGUAGUGCAUCCGUUCUGCGAUCGCCGCCUGCCCAUUGUGAGCGAUGACUUUGUGGAUAUGAAUUUUGGUACGGGCGCCGUUAAGAUAACACCAGCCCACGAUCCCAAUGACUACGAGGUGGGAAAACGCUGUAAUCUGCCAUUCAUUACCAUAUUCAAUGAUGAUGGCUUCAUCAUUGGAGAUUAUGGCCAGUUCACGGGACUCAAGCGUUUCGAUUGCCGAAAGCAGCUGCUGGAGAAGCUUAAGGAGUUGGGACUCUACCGCGAAACGCUCAACAAUGCAAUGGUCGUGCCCAUUUGUAGUCGUUCCAAGGAUGUGGUGGAGCCACUGAUCAAGCCUCAAUGGUAUGUCAGCUGCUCGGACAUGGCAGCAGCUGCCACGGAAUCUGUGCGCUCUGGUGAGCUAAAGAUUGUGCCGGAGCAUCACACAAAGACUUGGUAUCAUUGGAUGGAUGGCAUUCGGGACUGGUGUGUGUCACGGCAACUCUGGUGGGGUCAUCGCAUACCAGCCUACCAUGUGAGCUUUAAUGAUGCCAGCAUUAAAGCCAGUACGCCUGAUGAUGAACAGUAUUGGAUUGUGGCACGUAGUAAAGAAGAGGCUUUGAGCAAGGCAGCUGCACGCUUCGGUGUAGAUGCCAGCAAAAUUGUGUUGCAACAGGAUGAGGAUGUGCUGGACACAUGGUUCAGUUCCGGUCUAUUUCCAUUCUCCGUGUUCGGUUGGCCCGACAACACGGCUGAUUUGCAGGCCUUCUAUCCUACUUCGCUGCUAGAGACGGGCCACGAUAUACUUUUCUUCUGGGUGGCUCGAAUGGUCUUCUUUGGCCAGAAGCUGUUGGGCAAGCUGCCCUUCAAGGAGGUCUAUUUGCAUCCAAUGGUGCGUGAUGCGCACGGACGCAAAAUGUCCAAGUCGCUCGGAAAUGUUAUCGAUCCCAUGGAUGUGAUACAUGGUAUUACACUAGAAGGUCUACACGAGCAACUCAUUGGUUCCAAUUUGGAUCCACGUGAGAUUGAGAAAGCCAAGUUGGGUCAGAAACAGGACUAUCCACAGGGUAUACCCGAGUGCGGCUCGGAUGCGCUACGAUUUGCUCUGUGUGCCUAUAUUACCCAAGCUCGUGAUAUUAACCUGGAUAUCAAUCGCGUGCAGGGCUAUCGUUUCUUCUGCAACAAGCUCUGGAAUGCAACGAAAUUCGCCCUACUCUACUUUACCGGGGAUGAACGUUACGAUACGAAAGUGACAAUCUCUGAGCAAUCGAAUCAAAUGGAUGCCUGGAUUCUGUCCCGAUUGGCAGCUACCAUUGAGACGUGUAAUGUUGGCUUUGAUUCCUACGACUUUGCGGCAGCAACCAGCGCCUGCUACGCCUUCUGGCUAUACGAUGUAUGUGAUGUGUAUUUGGAGUGCCUGAAACCGAUCUUCCAGAGCGGCAACGCUGAACAGCAGUCGGCGGCUAGGCGUACUUUGUAUGUUUGCCUGGAUUAUGGCCUACGUCUUCUCUCGCCGUUUAUGCCCUUCAUCACCGAGGAGCUGUUCCAGCGUCUGCCUAGGGCAGAGAAGACGCCCAGUAUCUGCGUAGCCAGUUAUCCAACGAACACCAGCUGGCGCAACGUACAGGUUGAAUCCGAUGUGGAAUUUGUGCAAAAGGCAGCGCGCGUAAUACGCUCUGCCCGCUCCGACUACAAUUUGCCCAACAAGACCAAGACGGAAGCCUAUAUCGUGUGCACAGAUCCAGCGCCCAAUGCGAUACUCAAACGUUAUGCCAGCGAUUUGUCCACUAUUGCCUACUGCUCCACUGUGGCGUUCGAUACUGCACCACCCGCCGGCUGCGCGAUACUCACUGUUUCAGGACAGUGUGAGGUGCAUUUACUGCUCAAAGGUCUGAUCGAGGCGGACAAGGAGAUUGCCAAAUUGCACAAGAAACGCGAUCAACUGGAGCAGACCGUCAGCAAACUCAGCCAGGCCAUUCAGGCCUCCGAUUAUGCCACCAAGGUACCCGCCGAGGUGCAAGCGGCCAAUGAGACAAAGCUAAACGAAUCCCGUACUGAAAUCGAACGCAUUGCUGCUGCCAUCGAGACCCUAAAGUUAAUGUGAAGCAAUAAAUACUUGGGUUGGUGCUGAACUAUGAACUACAUGUUUGUUGAUAUUUUCCGAGACGCUUGACUAUACUCGCUUAAAAAAUAUAUAGGAAAAACUGUAAUGCAUUUCUGUUGCUUAAAAUUUUUUAUUAAUAGCUACAAUUUAUAAAAUAUGUACUAAUUUAUCAAAUGCAAGACAUGAUUUUUAAAAAGUAA